Molecule: messenger RNA, 525 nt
Organism: Fusarium fujikuroi IMI 58289
Lineage: Eukaryota; Fungi; Ascomycota; Sordariomycetes; Hypocreales; Nectriaceae
Exons: 2
Coding region: 1-525 (174 amino acids)
Source: RefSeq, a predicted model, not a curated record
AUGCCUGAAAACCAAGAACCCCAGACUUGGGGAAGCCAAAUCACAUAUGUCCCCGUCCGUCUUGUCAAGGACGUGAACACCUUCAAAGCCGCAUUGAGGGAUCACUAUGGUGAAGGAGUGACGCACCCUAUCAAGAGCUCACAUGGGGAAGAGGCCCAUUAUGAGGUUACGGCACCUCAAGCGAGUACAGGACCCGCGAAUCUGGUGAAGACUCUCCAGGAUGAGGGUGUUCUUAAGGAAGAGGGUGAGAACAACUUAUACGACUUGGCCUUUAAGAAACACUAUAGAACAAUGGCUACUUACGGAACUCAAAUGCACGAUAUCCCCAUUCGACUUAUUGGGGACGAGACUGCUUUCGAGAGAGCUGUAGAGGCCAUUUAUCCCAAUGGUGUCACGUUUACGUAUCAUAGAGCAGGUACCACGACUUCACCAUGGCCGGUCUGUAACGUUCAAGCGAACGCAAGCACUGGACCUGCUGAUCUCGUAAAACAUCUCCAGGAUGCUGAGGUUAUCAUGAAAGAGUGA